AUGGAACAUUCCUAUGGCUUACUCACUGGCCAAAAGUCAGUGCCACUGAAGAGCAUCUCUGUGACCCUGUCCAUCAAUGACUUCGAGGCUGGGGUCUCUGCAACCUUAAACUAUGAGAAUGAGGAAAAAGUCCCCUUGGAGGCCUUCUUUGUGUUCCCCGUGGAUGAAGACUCUGCUGUCUACAGCUUCAAGGCCUUGGUGGAUGGGAAGACAAUUGUGGCAGAACUGCAGGAGAAGAUGAAGGUGCGGGCUGACUAUGAGGAUGCGCUCUCCGGCCACCAGGCCUACCUAUUGGAAACAGACUACUAUUCUAGGGAUGUCUUCUCUUGCAACAUUGGGAACCUGCAGCCUGGGGCCAAAGUGGCACUUACUCUGAAGUAUGUGCAGGAGCUGUCCCUAGAAGCAGAUGGGGCCCUGCACUAUGUGCUCCCAGCAAUCCUGAAUCCUAGGUACCAGCUAUCUGACCUGUCUGGGGACAGUUGCCUGGAUGUGAAGACUCCCAUAGUCCCUUUGGUAGACCUGCCCUACACACUCAGCAUGAUGGCCACCAUCAGCUCUGAGCAUGGCAUCGAGAGGGUCCAAUCCAACAGCUCCUUGAAUCCUGUUGAGUAUCUUGGAGAGGAUAAGACUUCUGCCCAGGUUUUCUUGGCUGAAGGACACAAGUUUGAUCGGGAUGUGGAGCUCCUGAUUUACUACAGGGAAGUGCAUAGCCCCAGUGUAUCUGUGGAGAUGGGGAUGCCUGAAAUGAAGCCUGCCAUUGUGAAUGAUGCGGCAAUAAACAUUUAUGUGAAAGAAACACUGCUUCUAUUGAUGAAGAGUUUGCCUCUAGGCUGUUGUUUCAACAUCUAUGGAUUUGGAUCUUCCUAUAAAACAUUCUUUCCAUAAGUUCCUUUGAAGGCUGGAGUGAAAAGUGUGCAGUACACUCAGCAAACAAUGGAGGAGGCAGUGAAAAAUGUGAAUCGUCUCUCUGCAGAUCUAGGGGGAACUGAAAUCCUGAGACCACUCCAGCACAUUUACAAGACACCAGCCAUUCCUGGCCACCCCCUUCAGCUUUUUGUCUUCACAGAUGGAGAUGUUAAUGACACAUUUAGUGUAAUUAAAGAAGUUAAGUUGAACAGCAAGAAACACAGAUGUUUCUCAUUUGGAAUUGGAAAAGGUGCCUCCAGUAGUUUAAUAAAAGGCAUUGCCCAGGUAUCUGGGGGCUCUUCAGAGUUUAUCUCAGGCAAGGACAGGAUUCAGACCAAGAUGAGGACCAGGCUGUGCCCAGAGAUGCUCAAGUCUCUGAAGUCUGCUCUGCAGUUUCCAGUGGAAGACAUUUCUUUCAGUUGGAAUUUGCCUCCUGGUCUGGGUGCUAAUGUGCUUUCUCUAGGAAGGACUGUCAUUUUUAAGGGUCAGAGGUUAAUCAUCUAUAUCCAACUGAUUGGGAAGUUGCCCCAAGCAGAGUCCUCAGGAAAGGUGUGUCUGAAGUAUACCUUCCGGGGCAAGAGCUUUGAGGAAAACAUGACAUUUUCUCUUCAACCCAAGCCCCAUGACAAGAAAGAAAUCAAGUUUACUUCCCCUCCUCUCCUGCCAGUUCUCACCGGUUUCCUUGUCAUUUGUCUAUUUCAUCUCUUUUGCUUUUCUCUAAUUUGUAGCAAGCAGAGUCCUCAGGAAAGGCAGAGCUGGAAUGCAGUGAAAGUCUAUGAUGAGAUUUUUGAGUGCAUCAGUGAAGUGAUAAAUGACUGGAGGUUGUUGAUAUCGCUAAUUUCCCUCCAAAAAGCAAAUGCCUGGGACCUGGAUGAUGGUUUGGCCAAGAUCCUGGGUACUAAUUUGGAAUACAUAAAGGCUGCAAACCCUACCGAGCAUGAAGACUCCUCAGUUUGGGCCACUGUGCUGGCUGUGCUCUGGCUGCAUGCCCAUCACAAGGACUUGAAGUGUGAGUGGGAACUUCUGGAAAGAAAAGCCGUGGGCUGGAUUCACAUCCAUGCAGCCGGCUCCAUCCCUGUGCUUGUGCAAGCCGCCAAUACUUUCCUGAAAUCAUCUGUGGAUCCAGUUGUCCUUGACUUCUAA
This is a messenger RNA of Nannospalax galili (Upper Galilee mountains blind mole rat), 2049 nucleotides long. Its product is annotated as von Willebrand factor A domain-containing protein 5A-like. NCBI's taxonomy places the organism in Eukaryota, Metazoa, Chordata, Mammalia, Rodentia, Spalacidae. The record is from RefSeq and is a predicted model, not a curated record.